Molecule: messenger RNA, 2722 nt
Organism: Malaclemys terrapin pileata
Lineage: Eukaryota; Metazoa; Chordata; Testudines; Emydidae
Gene: SLC9A2
Product: solute carrier family 9 member A2
Exons: 12
Coding region: 63-2477 (804 amino acids)
Biological process (GO): sodium ion transport; proton transmembrane transport; regulation of pH
Cellular component (GO): membrane
Molecular function (GO): sodium:proton antiporter activity
Source: RefSeq, a predicted model, not a curated record
GCUCGGCCCGGCAGAGGGGAUCAUGCUCUGAGUGGCGGUGGGGGACCCUGACAAGCCGCGCCAUGGGCUGCCGCUGCCCCCGGCUGCCUGCCGGGCCCCUUGUCCUCCUCCUCGCCUGGCUCCUGGAGCCCGGAGCGGUCUCUGCCUUCUCGGAAGCCGCGAUGAGCACCGCCAGCCUCGACCCCGGCAGCUCAGGGACUCUGCAGCCGCCGAGCGGGACCCCCUUAGAGGAGACCCGGCUCCAUGUCUUCACCCUGGACUAUCCGCACGUGCAGAUCCCCUUCGAGAUCACCCUCUGGAUCCUGCUGGCUUCCCUGGCCAAGAUCGGCUUUCAUCUCUAUUACAAGUUGCCCUCCAUCGUGCCUGAGAGCUGCCUCCUUAUUCUGGUUGGAUUACUACUGGGUGGAAUUAUUUUUGGAGCCGAGGAAAAGUCCCCACCUGCAAUGAAGAGCGAUGUUUUUUUCUUGUAUCUCCUUCCACCGAUUGUACUCGAUGCUGGAUAUUUCAUGCCGACUCGUCUGUUCUUUGAGAACUUUGGUACCAUAUUCUGGUAUGCUGUAGUGGGCACACUCUGGAAUUCUAUUGGCAUUGGGCUUUCCCUCUUUGGGAUUUGCCAGAUUGAAAUAUUUGGCUUGACCGAUAUCACUUUGCUGCAGAGCCUGCUCUUUGGCAGCUUGAUUUCAGCCGUGGAUCCUGUUGCAGUGCUGGCUGUUUUUGAAAAUAUUCAUGUCAAUGAACAGCUUUACAUCCUAGUGUUCGGAGAGUCUCUGCUGAAUGAUGCCAUAACAGUGGUCCUGUACAAUUUGUUCAAGACUUUCUGCCAGAUGCCCACAAUUGAGACCAUUGAUGUAUUUGCUGGAAUUGCUAAAUUCGUUGUGGUGGGGAUCGGUGGAGUGUUGAUUGGAAUCUUUUUGGGAUUUGUGGCAGCAUUUACAACCCGUUUCACCCAUAAAAUCCGAGUGAUUGAGCCACUUUUUGUCUUCCUCUACAGUUACUUGUCAUACAUAACAGCUGAAAUGUUUCACCUCUCAGGCAUUAUGGCGAUAACAGCUUGUGCCAUGACCAUGAAUAAGUAUGUGGAGGAGAAUGUUUCCCAGAAGUCCUACACAACCAUAAAGUAUUUCAUGAAGAUGCUGAGCAGUGUCAGUGAGACCCUGAUCUUUAUUUUCAUGGGAGUGUCCACGAUUGGAAAAAACCAUGAAUGGAAUUGGGCCUUUGUUAGCUUCACCCUCCUCUUCUGUUUGAUCUGGCGUGCACUGGGUGUUUUUGUUUUGACUCAGAUCAUUAACAUGUUCCGGACAAUUCCUCUAACUUUUAAGGACCAGUUCAUUAUUGCCUAUGGAGGUCUCCGAGGAGCCAUCUGUUUUUCUCUUGUAUUUCUGCUUCCUGUUGCUGUGAUCCCCAGAAAGAAAUUGUUUAUUACUGCUACUAUUGUGGUGAUAUUCUUUACCGUUUUCAUUCAGGGAAUAACAAUUCGCCCACUGGUAGAGUUUCUUGAUGUUAAAAGAUCGAAUAAAAAGCAGCCAGCUGUCGGUGAAGAAAUUUACAAUCGGUUCUUUGAUCAUGUGAAGACUGGAAUUGAAGAUGUGUGCGGACACUGGGGUCACAACUUUUGGAAAGAUAAGUUUAAAAAAUUUGACAAUAAAUUCCUGCGGAGACUUCUAAUCCGGGAGAACCAGCCCAAAUCCAGCAUUGUUUCCCUGUACAAGAAGCUGGAAAUCAAACAUGCCAUUGAGAUGGCAGAAAGUGGGAUGAUAAGUACAGUCCCAUCCUCAGCUUCUCUCAAUGACUAUCCGGAAGAUAAAGUAAGGCCGCCUUCCCCUGCUGAAAUGGAUAAUAUGCGAGAAAUAUUAACAAAGAAUCUCUAUCAAAUACGACAUCGAACGAUGUCAUAUAACAGACACAGCCUGGCUGCAGAUGCAAGUGAAAAACAGGCCAAAGAAAUUCUUAUCCGUCGCCGACACAGCCUGCGGGAGAGUGUAAAGAAAACCCACAGCCUAUCUAGGGACAGACCGGCUAUCACCAAAGCAACACGGUUUCUGUCCCUGCCUAAAAACACUAAACUGCCAGAGAAAUUACGAAUAAGGAAUAAAACAUCUUUUAGAGUAGGGGGUGCGGACAGCAGUGACUCUGAAUUGGAGCUUCCUACCACAGUGCUCAAUUUAAAACCCAGAGCACGAAAAAUUUUGCAAGACCAGAGCCAGCAGCAGCCACUGCAGCAAUUUAGAAUGGAGUGGAGGAAUGAAGUUAAUGGAGACCAUGAUGGAAGGGUAGAUCGCAGAGAAAUGGACAAUGAAGCUCAAACAUCCAGAGGGUUCAGGCAACCACUGCUAUCGAGACCAAGAUUUGGAACAGUGAGUGAAGAAAAUUUGACUGAAGAUGUUAAAUCAACAAGACCAAAGCCACCACCACGAAUAGUCAGGUGGGCAUCAGAAGCUGAAAGGCAUAAAAAUAAAUCUCAGAAUCAGCCAUACUGAAAAUAGCUGAAGUAGAACUAUCAAUAAUAAACUACAGAUUUAAAUUAGCAUUCUAAACCAUCUGACUGGACAAUGGGAUCUAUUUUAAAAACUUGGUGUGGAUCCUUUGGGUUGCAUGCCCAUGUCAUUAAUUAACUGGAUGAAAUACUACAGCAAAUACUAAACCCAAGACACAAAAGAAAAUAUCUUUUAUGAAUAACUUUUAGCAAUGCUUUGACAAUUAUGUUCUUAUAACCACUAAGGGG